AGUCGGGGUUAUUAAACAAAAAGCAGUCCUCACGAACAGUCAAACUUUUGAUAUACUUGGAACUUACGAAGCCAGCAUUUCGCAACAAGUGAUACGACAUUAUACCUGGAUUUACAAUCUGACAGUCGGAUUAUACACACGUGCAUCCUUCUCGGCGAUGAUAAAGUAAUUUUCGCGAGUUUUCAUCAAUUUCUACAUUUAUAUCGUAUGGAUGAGCAACAUUUUAGUUAGAUAUAUAUUUCGAAUAUAUUUUUUAUUUGAGUUGGAGUAUAUACACAGUACUGUCAAAUUUGACAUUAUACUUGUGCAACAUGAGAACUUGGCAUCAGUGACAAAAGUAGAUUGCCGCCCUCUCUCGUGAUUAUUUGUUCAGUUCUAUAUCCUCGAAACCAAGGCACGCGUGUGGGCGCUCUGAUUGGUCGGCUUGUCCACACUUAUGGGCGGGGCGUAGUAAACGCAUAGAGAGAGCCCGAAAAUGACAAAGAGAGCAAACGGAGCAAGCUAAGUUGAUCAAAGCUCGCAGACUUGAGAGGACUGAUAAGAAAGGAAUAACGGAUCGGCCGCACUGCCUUCUUGGCGUGCUAUGUUUUUUGGAACUAUGGGGCGUUUUAACUGGAGUAAUACAGUGAUUUUUGCUCUGCAAUGGAUUAGCAUUAUUUCCAAGGUCACAACAGCUGCAGGGACAUUCGAACUUCGCCUCAACUCCUUUUCCAACGACCAAGCCAAGGAUAUCAAUGGACAAUGUUGUGGGAAUAAUACAAGUACUGAUCAGUGUGUCGGACCAUGUAGAACAUAUUUCACAGUGUGCUUGCUCCAUUUUCUUCGCGAAAUUCCCGAGGAACCCUUGCCAGGACAAUGCACAUUUGCUUUCCGGAAUACAUCAGUUUUGGGAGAAAAUUCUUUCGAAGUUCAUGAUGGAUUAAUACAAAUUGAUUUUGAUAUCGACUGGCCGCGUGAUUUUUCACUCGCCCUAGAUGCCUGGCAUGACGAGAGCAGCACAGGGUUCAAAGAUGGAAACCGAAGGCGCCUUGAAACCCUGCGAAUCCAUAGAUCGUUGAACGUCAGCACGACCUGGUCCAACUAUACUUACCCGACGUCGUUGCACACGCUGGACUACUCCUACAGGGUGGUGUGCGCUGAAACCUACUACGGGUCCCAGUGUCGAGACGCCUGUAUCCCGAAAGAUGACCUCUUUGGGCAUUACCUGUGCGAUAAAGAUGGUGGGAGAGUCUGCAUGGACGGAUGGGAAGGCAACUGGUGCGAACAUGCCGUUUGUUCAGAAGGAUGUGUGCAUGGUUCCUGCGACUCACCUAACUCCUGCAGGUGCGAUAAUGGAUACAAAGGAACAGCAUGUGACCAAUGCGAGACCUACGCUGGCUGUGAGCAAGGGACUUGUACCGUACCAGGGGAGUGCGUCUGCAAUGUAGGCUGGGGAGGACUCCUAUGCGAAAGAGAUCUGAACUACUGCACCAACCAGCAUCCAUGCAUGAAUGGUGGAACGUGUCGCAAUGAAGGACCCCUGGGCUUCCAAUGCUACUGUCUACCUAGCUUCACUGGACACACCUGUGAGACAGCAGAGACUUGCCCUUGCCUCAAUGGAGGUACUUGCAGGAGUGGUUCUGAUGGCUACACGUGCCUCUGUCCUGGUGGUUACACUGGGGAUUUAUGCCAGACGCAGGUUCCUCGAUGUGACUCCAACAUGUGCAUGAAUGGCAGCACAUGUUCUGAAACAUUCGAUGGCUACCGUUGUGCCUGUCAAGAGGGUUACACCGGCACUCACUGCGAGAUCCGUGACCACUGCUCUUCAUCGCCUUGCCGCAACGGAGCUACAUGCCUGAACAACAACGUGGCCUACCAAUGCAGAUGUCCAGAUGGCUUCCGUGGAGAUCGAUGUGAGGAGAACCUCUGCGCAACACAUGGAUGUGAAAACGGUGGUACCUGCCGCGCGGAAUCUGAUUCGGUCCAUUGUGAAUGUCCUCGAGGAUUUAACGGUGAUCACUGCCAGAACAACGUCAACGACUGCGUCGCGUCACCAUGCAAGAACGGUGGAGUUUGCUUCGAUUUGGUGAAUGACUACCGUUGUGAAUGUGCCUUCGGAUUCGGCGGACCCAACUGUAGCGAUCAUUUCACUGUUUGUGAUGGAGACAAUCCUUGUGAAAAUGGAGGAACCUGUCUGCAAGAUGUAAUGGGAGGAUUCAUGUGCGAGUGUGCUGAAGGAUGGAUAGGUACAACAUGUACGCAAUCGACUGGUAAAGAGCAAACACCGAAGCCUUCUACAGACUGGCAGCGUGGUUCCCAACAGCCUAACCUCCGUGCUACCAGUUCACCCAUCACCAACUUUGGAUUAUCGGAUACCAUGCAGCUGGCUAUCUACGUUGCUUUUGGAUUAUUGGUCAUUGUGCUCGUCAUUAUACUGAUUAUUGUAGUGUACAGGAAACAACAUCACCCUGAUCCAAGACAAAACGACCUGGAAUCAAAUACGACAUCGACACCAAAUAACAGGAAUAGGCACACAUAUAAAGACAAUUUUUCGCAAGAGGAAAAAGUACUGCCUCUCUUGAGCAUAAGUGAAAAAGUGUGCAACAAAGAGCAGGACACAUAUAGCAAAGCGUCGCAAAAUACGUCGUCAGCUUUGCAACAAAAAAAAACAAAUCAUUACUCAAUUAAAGAGUAUGAAGGGCCGCCGCCUUCAGUGAACAAAUUGAUGAUUAUUCCAACGUCAUCAAGUAUGAACUAUGCGCCACAAGCAAGACAAUCUUUUCCGAGAUAUGACUCUGAAGAAUAUUAUUAUUAUGAUGAAAAAUCAGUGCAACUUAAGAGAACAGACUCAUUGCAAACGCCUAGUCAAAGUUCUUCAUCUCAGAGUACGCCUAGACACACAGGGACGUGCCCCAUCUCACAAAUAUCGGCUGUGGUCGAGGAUAGUAGGGGAACGACAACGUCGACGUCUGUCGGAUUACACGCAACUGAGGUAUGAGACAAGAAGAGGGGGAAGAUGUUGCAAUAUUAUUUUCUUCAUGCGCUAUGUAUUCAACGCUAUCACCCACUGCCAUGGAACAGCGCCGCUCAUAGGUGGAUACCCAACGAGAGAAAGAGAGAAGGAGAGACUUAAUAAAUAAAAUGGAGGGCGCCGAACUAAUUGAUCUAAAUAAAUAUCUUUUAAGAAAAAUUAUCGCCACCAAAUUCUAUGCACCGUUUAAUCUUUCAUGCCAUACCAGGUUAUCUGGUUGAAGCAGCUCUCAUAUCCAUUUGUCUACAAUGUUUUGGAGAUAAAAAGCCGUUGUGUGCCUUUUUGGAAAGAUAACAAGACUUAUGAUAAAAGAAUUUAAAUUAUUGUGUUCUUUUACACGCAGCAAUAUUUAAAUGAUUGUUAUUGUUAUCUGUAAUUUGCAAUCGACAAUUUAAUCAUGAUUAUUCAUAUUCGAAGAUCCAAUAAACCAGGCGCUCACCAAUAUACCAUAUCCCAAAUCAUAUACGAAACCAGGGGAAGGAGAAGA
Strongylocentrotus purpuratus (purple sea urchin) is the source of this 3497-nucleotide messenger RNA. Its product is annotated as delta-like protein 1. Gene Ontology annotation, cellular component: membrane. Lineage: Eukaryota; Metazoa; Echinodermata; Echinoidea; Camarodonta; Strongylocentrotidae. The transcript has 11 exons. Gene Ontology annotation, biological process: Notch signaling pathway; cell communication; multicellular organism development. Bases 584 to 2977 code for a protein of 797 amino acids. Gene Ontology annotation, molecular function: calcium ion binding. The record is from RefSeq and is a predicted model, not a curated record.